CACUGGGGAGUCCCACCAAACACUAAGGAAAUACGUCAUACAACUUUCACAAACUCCUACAGAAAACUGAAAAGAAGGGAAUACACCCCAAUCCCUCUGAAGUCAACAUCACCCCCAAAGACGUUACAAGAAAACUGCAGACGGUAUCCCCCAUGGACAGAGAUGCGAAAAUUCUAAACGAAAUUUUAGCAAAUUAAAUACAAUAAUAUAUUCAAAUGACACUGUAUCAGGAGGAAAAGGGGGUCGUGCUAGGAAUGCAAGGCUGGUCUGACACUGGAAUGUCAAUCAAUGUCACUGAUCAUCUGUCUCUUCCAGCGAAGACGGAUCUCUGCUCAGUCCAUGAUGGAAGAGGGCCGGCGUACUGAGUUAGCCACCAGGGGUCACACCGAGGGAUGGGGCCACACAGGGGGGUCAACGUUUGUCCCUACGUGACCCCCACCGCCGCCUCUCACCACACGCGCGAAUCACUUCCGCCCGGCGCUCAGCCCCACAAUGCCCCGGGCUUCGUUGUGGCCCCGCCUCCGCAUGCUGGUCCCACCCCCUGUGCCGAGUCCUCAGACUUGGAUUGGUCUCUGUGGCUUCCGCGUUUUUUGGUGGGCGGGGCCGCGGACCACCAGUCGCCACGGGGCGGAGCGGAGGUACCCGCGCUGAACUGCCCGGAGUUUGCAAAGUGCGGGCGGGCAUGGAGAAGGCCGCGGCGGACACUGGCUCGUCGACUGGUGGCGGCGGCCCUGCAGGGUUGCUGACUCUAGAGGUGGAGGUGGCAAAGCUUCUUCCCUUCCUGGCUCCCGGGGCGCGGGCGGACUUGCAGGAGGAGGCAGCGCGGCACGUGCUGGCUCUGACCGGCUCGGGGCCCGGCCGGACGCUGCUGGCCAGCCAGGAGGCACUGCUGAGGGCUCUGGUCGACUUGGCGGCGGCCCCGGCCCCGGCCCCUGCCCGAGACGCAGCCCGCGCCCUGGUCAACCUGGCCGCCGACCCCGGCCUGCACGAGCCGUUGCUGGUGGCCGAGCCUGGGCUGCCUGCGCGCCUACUUGGCCUUGCGUUGGAUCCGCAGUGGCCAUGGGCGGAGGAGGCAGCCGCGGUACUGGCCAACCUUAGCCGCGAGCCGGCGCCGUGUGCCUCGCUGAUGGAGGCGCUGACGGCCGCAGAGCCGGGGGAGUCAGGCCUGGAGCGGCUUGUGCGCGCUCUUUGCACUCCGGGCUACAACGCCCGCGCGCCCUUGCAUUACCUGGGGCCAGUGCUCUCCAACCUCAGCCAGCGUCCCGCGGCGCGAGCCUUCCUGCUGGACCCUGAGAGGUGCGUGAUCCAGCGGCUGCUGCCCCUUACCCAAUACCCAGACUCUAUGAUGCGCAGGGGCGGGGUCGUGGGGACGCUGCGAAACUGCUGCUUCGAGCACCGACACCACGAGUGGUUGCUGGGGCCCAAGGUGGACAUUCUCCCCUUCUUGCUACUGCCCUUGGCUGGGCCUGAGGAAUUUUCCGAGGAGGAGAUGGAGCGGCUGCCUGUGGACCUGCAGUACCUGCCUCCAGACAAGCAACGGGAGCCGGAUGCCGACAUCCGCAAGAUGCUCAUUGAGGCCAUCAUGCUGCUGACAGCCACAGCACAGGGUCGGCAGCAGGUGAGGGACCAGGGAGCCUACCUGAUUCUGCGUGAGCUGCACAGCUGGGAGCCUGAGUCCGAUGUGCGGGUGACUUGUGAGAAACUGAUCCAGGUGCUCAUUGGGGAUGAGCCAGAGCAUGGCAUGGAAAAUCUGCUGGAGGUGCAGGUGCCUGAGGAUGUGGAGUGCCAGCUGCAGCGGCUGGACCGCCAGGAGCAGGAGCAGUGCCAGCGGGAGCAGCAGGAGUGGGAGCUGGCUCCGGAGCCACAGGCGGAAGGAGAUGCACCCACCUGAGGUCCCUGCAGCCCCAGCACACCUUUACUAGCCCAUCGGCCCUGGCCUCCCAGACCAGGCCUUCCUGCAGUUGCCUCCAGGCCUUUGGGUUACCUUGCUGGAAGACUGUCCUGCUGAGAAGAAGCAGAGCUACACUUAAGCUCUGGGUUCAUGCUGAGGGCUCUAGGGCUAAUGCCCCUUAAACAUGGGAGGGUUGAGGGCACCUCCCUGUGCCCUGUUGCUUCCAGCAACGAUGCAGCUUGUUCAGAAGAGCACUGUUCAGUCCCAGCUGGCCAGGCCCUGGGGCUCGGCCAGUGGAGCCGUGAGGCACUUCUCAAGCAUGGUGGUGGGGUCAGACAGGAAAACCACAAACUGGAGUGGCCAGCUGGAGCUUUCCAGUGCCAGGAGUGCUACAAGGGUCUGAGCCCAGGCACGCACCUGGUGCCAGCACUGCCCCCUCCUGCCAGUCCCCCCAAGUCCCUCCAUCUGGGCCCUUGGCUUACCCUCAGCCUCAGUGGGCCGACCCCUUGAGACCUUCACUAUCUACAGCCUGUCCUGGGGGUCUCCUAGAGCUGCACCCCACCCAGCCUGCCCUUGGAGCACUGGCUGGGUGCUGCCUCCCCUUCAUCCUCUGCUUUCCCACUUGACCUGUGCCCUGGCUGUGCCUGUAGCCCCGUGUCUGCACCAGACCCCGGUCCUCCGCAGCGCCACCUGUGGUCUCCCUGACUCUGCAGCACCCAAGCUGCCACUGGCAGGCUGUCAGUGUGGCCCCACCCUCCGCGCUCCUCGCCUGGGCCCCCCACCAAACCUAGUGCCGUCUUGGGUGCAGGGCCUGAGUACCGGCCUCCCCCCAGGACCUGUGCUGUAGUGCAGGUUGGCUCCCCAGGGGUUCCCAGUGCCCCUGUUCUUCGUCCUCUGCCCUGUUCCCAAAGUUGGAGGUCUGCUCACUUGUGCUGUCCCAUGGAGGCUGGGUGCUCCAUGGGUGCUCUGCAUCUCCCUCCACAGCC
Messenger RNA from Phyllostomus hastatus (greater spear-nosed bat), 2877 nucleotides. It is a transcript of the gene HGH1, whose product is annotated as HGH1 homolog. The transcript is spliced from 6 exons. Bases 683 to 1891 code for a protein of 402 amino acids. Lineage: Eukaryota; Metazoa; Chordata; Mammalia; Chiroptera; Phyllostomidae. The record is from RefSeq and is a predicted model, not a curated record.